AGCAAAAGCUACAACAGUUUCUUUUUUUUGGGAAUCAAAAAUCAAAAACAAUUUAAACAAAAUCUCUGCCUCUUUGUGGACCCAUUAUCACCGUAGCCAAGCAUUAGCCCCCACCUCAACACUCAUCCCAUUAUUUUUUCAACCAUUCUCUCUCUCACUUUUCCUCUCUCUUUCUCAUUACCAUUUCCAUCACAAAACAAUUCUUUCUUUCUUUCUAACAUAAACCAGUUUCUGGAAACAGAGUGUUUUUUUGCUUUGUAAAAGUGUUUUCUUUGUUGCUAAAUUGAGGAAAUUUUGGUUUUGGUGAUGAGUUUUUGUUGAGUAAAUUGAUUUUUUUUUUGGUGGGUUACCGGGUUUUGUAUGGUUUUUGGUUUAAAGAUAAUGGGAAAUUGUUGUUGUAGAUGGGAGCCUUCUGUGUACAUAGUUUCAUCCAAUGCAAAAUCAGACGAGAGCCCAAAACCAAGGAAGGAUGACAGUAAGUUGCCAUCAAACCCCAAAGAAGUAGAAGACUUGCGCCGCGAUUCUGCUGCAAAUCCAUUGAUUGCUUUCACAUACGAUGAGCUGAGAAUAAUCACCGGAAACUUCAGGCAAGAUCGCGUUCUGGGUGGAGGAGGCUUCGGAAGCGUUUAUAAAGGGUUCAUUUCUGAGGACUUGAGGGAAGGGCUGCCGUCCAUUCCGGUUGCUGUUAAGGUUCAUGAUGGUGAUAACAGUUAUCAAGGCCAUAGAGAAUGGCUGGCAGAAGUCAUAUUUUUGGGGCAACUUUCUCAUCCAAAUUUGGUUAAAUUGAUUGGUUACUGUUGCGAAGAUGAACAGCGAGUACUAAUAUACGAGUACAUGGCUCGCGGUAGUGUUGAGAACAACCUAUUUUCCAAAGUAUUGCUUCCUCUUUCAUGGUCUAUCAGAAUGAAGAUUGCCUUCGGCGCUGCAAAAGGACUAGCCUUUCUUCAUGGAGCAGCAAAACCUGUCAUUUAUCGCGACUUCAAGACAUCUAACAUUCUGUUAGACACAGACUACAAUGCCAAGCUUUCUGAUUUUGGCCUUGCAAAAGAUGGACCAGAGGGAGACAAAUCUCAUGUUUCGACUCGCAUAAUGGGAACAUAUGGAUAUGCCGCACCCGAGUAUAUAAUGACAGGUCAUUUGACACCGAGAAGUGAUGUAUAUAGUUUUGGAGUUGUUCUUCUCGAGCUUUUGACGGGAAGAAAAUCUCUAGACAAGUCGAGGCCAGCGAGAGAGCAAAACCUAGCGGAUUGGGCUCUACCAUUGCUGAAAGAAAAGAAAAAAUUGCUCAACAUUGUAGAUCCAAGAUUAGAAGGAGAUUAUCCAAUCAAAGGAGUUCACAAGGCAGCAAUGCUAGCAUAUCAUUGCUUGAACCACAAUCCAAAAGCAAGGCCUCUAAUGAGGGAUAUUGUAGAUUCCUUGGAGCCUCUGCAAAUUCCUGAUGAAGUUCCCGCUCAAAAAAUCACAAUUCUAACUGUGAUUAGUGAGGAACCAGUUUAAAAGAAAAGAAGAUCAUUAGUUCACAAUGUAAUUAAUAAUUAACAUAUGGGGGGGUCAUAUCUUUUGUUUUUCGGUUUAUAUAUACUAUAUAUAUGUGCUUCUUCUCUAGAGAUUAGAUGGAGAAUUUUUGUAUCAAAUUGAUUAUUAUGCUUAAA
Messenger RNA from Pistacia vera, 1652 nucleotides. RefSeq names its product probable serine/threonine-protein kinase PBL16. Gene Ontology annotation, biological process: protein phosphorylation. The record is from RefSeq and is a predicted model, not a curated record. NCBI's taxonomy places the organism in Eukaryota, Viridiplantae, Streptophyta, Magnoliopsida, Sapindales, Anacardiaceae. Gene Ontology annotation, molecular function: ATP binding; protein kinase activity.